AACCCAGAGCGGCGGCCAGGACUUUCACGGGGGCGGGACAGAGUCUUUUCUAGGCGCAUGCGCUAAACCUGUUUCUCGGCGCCAUUUUGUCUGGGCUGCGGUGGCCGCAGAUCUAUCGCGUUUCAUGUUUGUGGAGAGACGAUAGGGAAGUCCUUCUUCCUUAGUUUCUAUUUAGUGCGGCACCCGUCCGCGGUUCCCUCCAGAACAAGACCUAAUGAAGAUCGGAGGAAUCGCAGGUCUGUUUGAAAGUUGGUCUGAAGAUAACAGGACCUCUCAGGAAGUGUUAACUGAGAGAGAGGAAGGAGGAGAGAGAAACAUUAGUUGCCUCUCAUAUACACUGCAACCUGGGUGAAGCUUUCCAUGAUAUCUCUACAACUGUGGUCCCUUUAUGAAUGAUAAAAAUAAAAGCAAAUAAGAUGGCUCUAGUUGCGCUUAGUUGUCUUGAACUUCAUUUGAAACAAUUUUGUUAAAUUGUGUUGUGACAGCUGAUAUAUCAGCAUGCAUUUUAAAAAAAUAUCUAAAUUGGUGAAUUUUGCGUAGCCAUUUUAAUACUGAAGAUGAAAGAAAAUAAGCACCAUUUUCGGCAUAUUAUGCUUUUUUAUUUCAAGAAAGGUAAAAAAGCAACUGAAACACAAAAAAAGAUUUGUGCAGUGUAUGGAGAAGGUGCUGUGACUGAUCGAACAUGUCAAAAGUGGUUUGCAAAGUUUCGUGCUGGAGAUUUCUCUGUGGAUGAUGCUCCAAGGUCGGGUAGACCAGUUGAAGUUGAUAGCAAUCAAAUCAAGACAUUAAUUGAGAAUAAUCAACAUUAUACCACACGAGAGAUAGCUGACAUACUUAAAAUAUCCAAAUCGAGUGUGGAAAAUCAUUUGCACCAGCUUGGUUAUGUUAAUCGCUUUGAUGUUUGGGUUCCACGUAAGUUCAGCGAAAAAAACCUUCUUGACCGUAUUUCUGCAUGUGAUUCUCUACUUAAACGUAAUGAAGAUGUUCCAUUUUUAAAACAAAUUGUGAUGGGUGAUGAAAAGUGGAUACUUUACAAUAAUGUGGAACCAAAGAGAUCACGGGGCAAGCAAAAAGAACCACUACCAACCACACCAAAGACUGGUCUUCAUCCAAAUAAGGUAAUGUUGUAUAUAUGGUGGGAUUGGGAGGGAGUCCUCUAUUAUGAACUUCUUCCAGAAAACCAAACAGUUAAUUCCAACAAGUAUUGCUCCCAAUUAGACCAACUGAAAGCAGCACUUGAUGAAAAGCGUCCAGAGUUAGUCAACACAAAACGCAUUAUUUUCCAUCAGGAUAACGCAAGACCACAUGUUUCUUUGAUGACCAGGCAAAAACUGUUACAGCUUGGUUGGGAAGUUCUGAUUCAUCCGCCGUAUUCAUCAGACAUUGCACCUUCGGGUUUCCAUUUGUUUCGGUCUUUACAAAAUUCUCUUAAUGGAAAAAAUUUCAAUUCCUUAGAAGACUGCAAGUGUCACCUGGAAAAGUUCUUUGCACAAAGAGAUAAAAAGUUUUGGGAAGAUGGAAUUAUGAAGUUGCCUGAAAGAUGGCAGAAAGUGGUGGAACGUAAGGGUGAAUAUGUUAUUUAAAAACUGAGCAAACAUUUUGGCCAACCUGUUCUAUAACCACUUUUCUUUUUUAGAUACCAAGGUUAUUUAUCAAGGUUUACAGUAAUCAGUAGGUUAUCACUGUUUCAUAAAAAUAAAUUUGUAGCCUUGUCCAAAGUAAAACGUCCCAGCUUUUUUUUUUCCUCAGAGGCUUAUCUGUCUCAGUAGUGUAGUUGCAUAAUGCACUAAAACUGAACCUAGGUGAUUAAACCUGUAGUGUAUGAAAAUGCUGGGUUUAUCAGCUUUUAGGUUUAUCUGAUGUUAACGGUAUAUAUACUAGUUGCCUUAGGUUCUCAAAUUCAAGUUUCUUUAUAACCACUCUUUUAAAAUGGGUUAUUAGUUACAGUGAUAUGAAUAAGAAUUCCUCUCCUCACAGUACAAUAAUAGGAGAUCCAUAUACUGUUCUUACGUUAGAAGUUUGCAAAAAUAGAACAGGGGGCCAUAGGUUGGCUUUGGGAUCGUCAGCUUAGUAAUUAUCUCUCUAUAGAUAGAUCCAGCUUAAAAUUGUGUUGGUGUUUUGGCCAAGGCCAACACUGGUUACUCUUGAGUUAAAUGUAUGAGUUGUAAAAUAUAAUAGGCAAUUUUAUAUAAAAUAAGCCAUGGCAAUGAAAUUGGUUUUGGCUUAUUUGUAUAGUAGUUAGCUAUUGAAGUACAGUGAUUGGCUUUUUGAACUACUCAAACCCAGAAGUAUCCCGUUGCUAGACUCAGUAACUAGAUUACCUUCCUAGGAAAAGUACGACAGUUGAAUGGAGUGAUACUGGCAUGAGCCCAACAAAGGGUGUGUUCACUUGGUAUAUUGGCCUGAAUUCAAAUUGUUUCUUUAAUGCUGUAGAUGCUACUGUUCAGAUUAUAACAGUUCUCACAGGCCAUGAUUCUGAAUAUUCCUUAGUAGCAAUUCUUUUUACAGAGUACUUCCACAUAGAUUUGCAUUUAUUUUUUAGCAUAAAAUAUGGGCAUUUUAAUUUUACAGACUGAGAAGUUUAAGUGACAGAAUAGCAAUUUUGUGGAUAUUUAAGUCUACAAUAAAAUGAAAAAAAAAAAAAAAA
Messenger RNA from Artibeus jamaicensis (Jamaican fruit-eating bat), 2647 nucleotides. Its product is annotated as histone-lysine N-methyltransferase SETMAR-like. Gene Ontology annotation, molecular function: nucleic acid binding. The coding region runs from base 558 to 1583 and encodes 341 amino acids. Lineage: Eukaryota; Metazoa; Chordata; Mammalia; Chiroptera; Phyllostomidae. The transcript has 4 exons. The record is from RefSeq and is a predicted model, not a curated record.